Messenger RNA from Porites lobata, 1962 nucleotides. NCBI's taxonomy places the organism in Eukaryota, Metazoa, Cnidaria, Anthozoa, Scleractinia, Poritidae. The record is from the annotation of a GenBank genome assembly.
ACAGAAACUACACUAACUACGCCAACUACACCAACUACAGCUGCUACACGAACUACACCAACUACACCAACCACACUAACUACAGCAACUACACCUACUACAGCUACUACAGUAACUACACCGACUACAGCAACUACAGCAACUACACCAACUACACUAACUACAGCAACUACACCUACUACAGCUACUACACCAACUACACCAACUAAUGCAACUACACUGACUACACCAACUACAGCAACUACAGUAACUACACCAACUACAGCAACUACACCAAAUACUCCAACUAUUUCUGCUACACCAACCACAGUAACUACACGAACUACACUAACUACACCAACUACAGCAACUACAGCAACUACAGCUACUACACCUACUACAGCUACUACAGUAACUACACCAACUACACUAACUACAGCAACUACACUAACUACACCAACUACACCAACUACAGCUACUACAGCAACUACAGCUACUACACCAACUACACCAACUACACUAACUACAGCAACUACACUAACUACAGCUACUACACCAACUACACCAACUACAGCAACUACAGUAGCUACACCAACUACACCAACUACAGCUACUACACCAACUACAGCAACUACAGCUACUACAACAACUACAGCAACUACACUAACUACACCAACUACACCAACUACAGCAACCACACUAACUACACCAACUACAGCUACUACACCAACUACAGCAACUACAGUAACUACAUCAACUACAGCAACUACACCAACUACAUUAACUACACCAACUACAGCAACUACACCAACUACACCAACUACACCAACUACACCAACUACAGUAACUACAGUAACUACAGCAACAACAUCAACUACAGCUACUACACCAACUACAGCUACUACACUAACUACACCAACUACACCAACUACACCAACUACACCAACUACGGCUACUACACCAACUACACCUACUACAUCUACUAUACCAACUACACCAACUACACCAACUACACCAACUACAUUAACUACACCAACUACACCAACUACACCAACUACAGCAGCUACAGCUACUACACCAACUACAGUAACUACAGCAAUAACAUCAACUGCAGCUACUACACCAACUAUAGCUACUACACUAACUACACCAACUACACCAACUACAGCAACUACACCAACUACGGCUACUACACCAACUACACCUACUACAUCUACUACACCAACUACACCAACUACACCAACUACACCAACUACAUUAACUACGCCAACUACACCAACUACACCAACUACACCAACUACACCAACUACAGCAGCUACAGCUACUACACCAACUACAGUAACUACAGCAAUUACAUCAACUACAGCUACUACACCAACUACAGCUACUACACAUACUACACCAACUACAUAUACUACACCAACUACACAUACUACACCAACUACACAAACUACACCAACUACAUAUACUACACCAACUACACAUACUACACCAACUACACUAACUACACCAACUACGCAAGGUACACCAACUACACAUGCUACACUAACUUCACAUACUACACCAACUACAUAUACUACAUCAACUACAUAUGAUAUACUAACUACACCAACUACAGCUACUGCACCAACUACACCAACUACACUAACUACAGCAACUACACCAACUACACCAACUACACUACUUACAGCAACUACACCUACUACAGCUACUACACCAACUACAGCAACUACAGCAUCUACAAUAACUACAGCAACUACAGGAACUACAGUAACUACACCAACCACAGUAACUACACGAACUAUACUAACUACACCAACUACAGCAACUACAGUAAGUACGCCAACUACAGGUACUACACCAACUACAGCAACUACACCAACUACAGCUACUACACCUACUACAGCUACUACAGUAACUACACCUACUACACUAACUACAGCAACUACACUAACUACACCAACUACACCAACUACAGCUACU